This is a messenger RNA of Echinops telfairi (small Madagascar hedgehog), 3971 nucleotides long. RefSeq names its product histone deacetylase 7 (gene HDAC7). Gene Ontology annotation, biological process: negative regulation of transcription by RNA polymerase II; chromatin organization. The record is from RefSeq and is a predicted model, not a curated record. The transcript has 26 exons. Gene Ontology annotation, molecular function: histone deacetylase activity. Gene Ontology annotation, cellular component: histone deacetylase complex. NCBI's taxonomy places the organism in Eukaryota, Metazoa, Chordata, Mammalia, Afrosoricida, Tenrecidae. Bases 20 to 2977 code for a protein of 985 amino acids.
CUGCUCGGGUCCGUUGUGUAUGCCAGUGUGCGCGCGCUCAGAUGGGACCCAGGUGAGCCCGGGCACCCACUCUGCCAGACCGCCUGGUGCAGGCCACCUCAUUUCCAGUGCAGACACGCCAGGCCCUCAGCCCCAGCCCAUGGAUCUGCGGGUGGGCCAGCGACCCCCCGUGGAGCCUGCUCCAGAGCCCACCCUGCUGGCCCUACAGCACUCCCAACGCCUGCACCAGCACCUCUUCCUCGCUGGCCUGCAGCAGCAGCAGCAGCGUGCUGUGGCACCCCUGAGGCUCUCCAUGGAUACACAGAUGCCCGAGCUGCAGGUGGGGCAGCAGGAGCAGGAACUGCGACAGCUUCUCAAUAAAGACAAGAGCAAGCGGAGUGCCAUAGCCAGCAGUGUGGUGAAGCAGAAACUGGCCGAAGUGAUUCUCAAGAAGCAGCAGGCAGCCCUAGAGAGAACCGUGCACCCCAGUAGCCCUAGCAUUCCGUACAGAACGCUGGAGUCCUUGGAGCCUGAUGGGGCCACCCGCACCAUGCUCAGCGGCUUUCUGCCUCCCGUUCCCAGCCUGCCCAGUGACCCCCCAGAGCACUUCCCCCUGCGUAAGACAGUCUCUGAGCCCAAUCUGAAGCUGCGCUACAAGCCCAAGAAGUCCCUGGAGCGGAGGAAGAACCCGCUCCUGCGGAAGGAGAGCGCUCCGCCCAGUCUGCGAAGGAGGCCAGCAGAGACCCUUGGGGACUCCUCCCCUAGCAGCUGCAGCACGCCCGCGUCAGGGUGCAGCUCGCCCAACGACAGCGAACACGGCCCCAGUGCCAUCCUGGGCCCCGAGGCGCUCUUGGGCCAGAGGCUGCGGCUGCAGGAGACCUCUUUGGCUCCGUUCGCCUUGCCGACGGUGUCCUUGCUGCCCGCAAUCACUCUGGGGCUGCCCGCCCCUGCCAGGGCGGAUGCAGAUCGCAGGACUCAUCCAACCCUGGGACCUAGGGGGCCGGUCCUAGGGAGCCCCCAUACUCCCCUCUUUCUUCCCUCUGGUCUGGAGCCCGAAGUUGGGGGCACCUUGCCGUCGCGCCUACAGCCCAUUCUCCUCUUGGACCCCUCUGUCUCCAACGCCCAGCUGCUGACUGUGCCCGGGUUUGGGCCCCUGCCCUUCCACGUGGCCCAGUCCUUACUGACCACCGAGCGGCUCUCUGGGUCAGGCCUCCACUGGCCACUGAGCCGGACCCGCUCAGAACCCCUGCCCCCCAGCACCACCGCCCCCUCACCGCUGGGCCCCCUGCAGCCCCUCCUGGAGCAGCUCAAACCUCACAUCCAGCUGAUCAAGAGGCCGGCCAAGCUGAGUGAGAAGCCCCGACUGCGGCAGAUUCCCUCUGCUGAGGACCUAGAGACAGAUGGUGGGGCCGGGGACCAGGUGGGAGGCGACAGCCUGGAACACAGGGAAUCCAACCAAGGGCAGCCGGAGGCCAGACGCCCCCUUCCCCUUCAUCCGCACCAGCAGGUGUUCCUCUGGGAGCAGCAGCAGCAGCAGCAGCAGCAGCAGCGACUAACAGGGCGGCUGCCCCGGGGAGGGCCUGGGGACUCUGUGCUGCUUCCCCUGGCCCAGGGUGGACACCGGGCCCUGUCCCGAACUCAGUCUUCGCCCGCUGCGCCUGUCUCGCUGCCAGCCCCGGAGCCUGCCAGCCAGGCCCGCAGGCUGGUCUAUGACUCGGUGAUGCUGAAGCACCAGUGCUCCUGCGGGGACAACAGCAGGCACCCUGAGCAUGCCGGCCGCAUCCAGAGCAUCUGGUCCCGGCUGCAGGAGCGGGGGCUCCGGGGCCAGUGCGAGUGUCUCCGUGGCCAGAAGGCCUCCCUGGAGGAGCUGCAAUCGGUGCACUCCGAGAGGCACGUGCUUCUCUACGGGACCAACCCGCUCAGCCGCCUCAAACUGGACAACGGGAAGCUGGCAGGGCUCCUGGCACAGCGGAUGUUUGUGAUGCUGCCCUGUGGCGGGGUUGGGGUGGACACGGACACCAUCUGGAAUGAGUUGCACUCGUCCAACGCUGCCCGCUGGGCGGCCGGCAGCGUCACGGACCUCGCCUUCAAAGUGGCUUCCCGGGAGCUAAAGAACGGUUUUGCCGUGGUACGGCCCCCAGGACACCACGCAGACCAUUCCACAGCCAUGGGCUUCUGCUUCUUCAACUCGGUGGCCAUCGCCUGUCGGCAACUGCAACAACAGGGCAAGGCUAGCAAGAUCCUCAUCGUGGACUGGGACGUUCACCAUGGCAAUGGCACCCAGCAGACCUUCUACCAAGACCCCAGCGUGCUCUAUAUCUCGCUGCAUCGUCACGACAACGGCAACUUCUUCCCUGGCAGUGGGGCUGUGGAUGAGGUGGGGGCUGGCAGCGGCGAGGGUUUCAAUGUCAAUGUGGCCUGGACCGGAGGUCUAGAUCCCCCCAUGGGGGACCCUGAAUACCUGGCUGCCUUCAGGAUGGUCGUGAUGCCCAUUGCCCGGGAGUUCUCUCCAGACCUGGUCCUGGUGUCAGCUGGGUUUGAUGCUGCUGAGGGCCACCUGCCCCCGCUGGGUGGCUACCACGUGUCUGCCAAAUGCUUUGGGUACAUGACGCAGCAGCUGAUGAACUUGGCGGGAGGCGCGGUGGUGUUGGCCUUGGAGGGUGGCCAUGACCUCACUGCCAUCUGUGAUGCCUCCGAGGCCUGCGUGUCCGCUCUGCUGGGCAACAAGGUGGACCCGCUGGCUGAAGAAAGCUGGAAACAGAAACCCAACCUCAACGCCAUCCGCUCCCUGGAAGCUGUGAUCCGGGUGCACAGUAAGUACUGGAGUUGCAUACAGCGCCUGGCCUCCUGUCCAGAAGCCUGGGUGCCCAGGGUGCCCAGGGCAGACCCAGAAGAAGUGGAGACAGUGACUGCGCUGGCAUCGCUGUCUGUGGGCAUCCUGGCCAAAGACAGGUCCUCAGAGCGGCUGGUGGAGGAGGAAGAACCUAUGAAUCUCUGAGACUUCCAGAUGAUUAGCCCUGUGCCCACCCUUGCCCUGUGCGCCCAGUUCUCUCCCAAGCUCUGGCCAUAACACCCACUCCCAGGUCGUCAGAGAUCCGAGGGUGGGUGGCAGAGGCCAGAGGAUGGCCUGCCUUGCCAUCUCCCCAGAAGACUCCUGGAUCUUGGGUGGGGACCAGAGAGGACCCUGAGAAGGGGCAGGCUAGACAGCCCCACAGGACACUCCCCAGAAUCGAUUCUGCCCCUCGGGGCGCAGGCCUCUGGCAGUGGCCCCUGUUUCUCAGGACUGCGCAGGGGACCAGCUUCGUUGGGCCCACCCACCGGUAACCACUAUUCUCGGCUCUACAGACCUGGGGCUUUGCACACAGCCUCAGGCCCCACACAGAAAUGUGAACUUGGCCUCAGUUAGGGGCCCCUAUGCCUGAGUGUAGGGGAGUCUGUCUUCUUGCUGGCUGCCUUCGCCUACUCUGGAAGCGCCACUCCUAGGCACUGAGAUGAAGCACCCUUUGAGAGCAGUCCCUGUGCCUGCCAGGGGCUACCCUAUGUCAGCCACCUCGGAGCCCUGGACAGAUGCCUUCGGAGUUCUGUACUUCCUGACCCCAUGGUGCCAAGCCUUCAUCUCCCCCAGAAGCACAACAUGGCCUCCAGAGAACCUGGGUCACUGCCCUCCCAUUGCCACCCUCUCUGUGCCUGGGGUCUCCCCCACCCAUGCCCCCACUCUGAUUCCUGCCCCAUGUAGGACCAGCUUGGCUGAGGGGAUGUGGGUGGAGAGUAGACACAGAGGCAGAGAAGGGGAGGCUGCCCUAACAGUCUUCGAGGUGUUUGGGGCCAGGAAGGAAAGUAUUGGCAUGUGUGUGUGUGCGUGUGCUUGUGUGUGUGGGUGCGUGGGUGCGUGGGUGCGUGCGUGAGCGUGUGUAUUUCCCAGACCCACCAUGCCCUGUGUAUGUGUGCAUGUUUUUGUAAAAAAAAAAAAAAAUCUAAAAAUGGAAAAAAAU